AACAUAUGUGAAGUUACGGAAAAACUCAAAGAUGGAGUAACCAGUCAGCUCAAGAGGUUGGCUUUAGCAUAACUUAGAUAUUUAAAAAAUCUUUCCUGAGAAAACAUGAAGAGAUGCUGUUGACUGAAGAGGUGAUUAAGCAUGAGUUUGUCUCGCUUUCAUCAAUUCCUGUCCAAGGGUCAACACAACAAGCAGGAAAUCGAGGAAGAUGUUCUCUUGAACAAUUCUCAGGAAGGUGUGAAAUGGUCCAGAUAUUUAGUGAAACUUGAAGUUGAGACCGUGAUGCGUAAGCGUCAGUUGUCUUCGAAAGUUUUACUUAAGACUAGUGUAACAACUGUACUUCUGAUAUGUUUAUUAUUCCUGACUUUUUACACCAUAGUUCUCAUAUUCUUCACCCCAAGUGUGCCAAUGGAUUAUAAUGAGUGGAGGGGACGUCAUCGAUUGAAGUUGAUUGCCAAGAUAAAGUCUGGUAAUGGAAGUCAGAGACAGUAUAACCAAAUUUCCAAGUCAGGGAUGUGGAAUGUGUCCAAUUCUGUCAAUAUACAUUUACCAGAACCUAGAUGUGAGAGCAAGCUUGUGAUAUUAAUUCUUAUUUGUUCCUCAGUGCAAAAUUUUCAUCAGAGAAAUGCAAUAAGGAACUCUUGGUGUAAAACAAAUUCAAACAACAAAUAUUCCUGGCAUUGUGUAUUCCUUGUUGGACAGGCAGAAGAAAGUGGGAAGUAUUUAGAACUGACACAAAAAUUAGAAAAGGAAAAAGACAAAUAUAGAGAUAUUUUGCAAGGCAGCUAUACAGAUACAUACAGAAAUCUUACAUACAAAGUGAUGCAUGGACUUACAUGGGCAACUGCUCAUUGUCACUCAAAAUUUGUUUUAAAGACUGAUGAUGAUUGCUUUGUGAAUACUCAGUUACUAUAUGAUUUAGUUUUACACCAUCAAGAUAUAAGCAGUCUCUAUAUAGGAAAAGUGACAAAUGACUUGGAGAAGAGAAAGGUGAUUCGUAAUGUUGAAAAUAGGUGGCAUGUUUCAGAGUUUGAUUACAGUAGAGAUUAUUAUCCACCUUAUGCAAGUGGAGCUGGGUAUCUGAUGUCUUGGGACACUGUUGAGAAAUUUGUAUCCAUCAGUCCAUAUAUCAAACCUAUUCCUAUUGAGGAUGCCUAUGUGGGAAUCCUUGCAGAAGCUAAAAAUAUCAUUCCUUCCAACUCUGGGAGAUUUGUUUUGAUGAGUAAUGGCUGGACUCUCUGUAAUUAUGCAUACUUAGUGGUCAUUCAUGGUGUGAACUAUCAAGACCAGGAGGGGUUGACCCACCGAUCUGUGCAGGCCACAGAGAAAUGUUUGGAGGGGCAGUCUCGGGGAGAAAUGUACACCUGGAAUUAGUUUUACUGGCACACUCUCAGAGAGACAGAAAAUUUGUUUGUUACCAAUGUGUUCAGCUUUACAUCUUUAAGAUCUGAUUUUCCCUUCGUCUUGCAUUUUGAUUUAAUUUGAUUCUGACCAACUGCUUCUAUUAGUCACCAUUGAUUUAUACCUCAAGAAAUUCAUGUUCACCUAGAUAAAUUCUCAUGAAAGAAAGUCAAAAAUUUUUGUUCCUCUUUUAAGUACCAGAUAUAGAUACAGAUGUCUGCUUUCAUUUUGGUAGUACAUUAUCAUUUUACAUUGUUAAACUAAAAAUUAUACAUAUCUAGAUGCUUUAUGCAGUAAUAGUUUUUAAAAAAACUGAAUUGC
Messenger RNA from Saccostrea echinata, 1722 nucleotides. RefSeq names its product beta-1,3-galactosyltransferase 5-like. The record is from RefSeq and is a predicted model, not a curated record. Gene Ontology annotation, molecular function: N-acetyl-beta-D-glucosaminide beta-(1,3)-galactosyltransferase activity. NCBI's taxonomy places the organism in Eukaryota, Metazoa, Mollusca, Bivalvia, Ostreida, Ostreidae. Gene Ontology annotation, cellular component: membrane. Bases 142 to 1374 code for a protein of 410 amino acids. The transcript is spliced from 2 exons.